AUGGGAACCCGAUGGCAUGAACUGGCGUGCGCCGCUCCGAACGUUACCGUAGACCGGUGUACUAAGAAUAUUCGCUGUCAGUGCUGCAAUUCGUCUCCUCGCCUCGACGAACUCGUUGCAGGUCGCACAGCACUCAAUCCAUGUUCAUCCAUCCCUGCGGACGAAGAAACUGAUGUGCACUUAUUUUGGCCCACUUCCGUGCCUUACACCCGACGUUCCCAAAGCCCAUCGCUUGCUGAUGGUGAGACAACUAUUCGAGAGGGUGAAAGUGCGCCAGACGUUACUCUCCUCCAACAAGCAUGCACAUCUCCAAUCUACACACAUUCCCUUCGGCAGUGUGAAAUCCGUCUCGUUCAUCUCGCAUCGCCGCUCGAAGGUGAUCUGGAAGGCCCAGUGCAUGCGGAGCUCGAAGAGUACAACCAUGACGACUGUCCGGAGUAUGAGACUGUCUCUUACACUUGGGGAGGCGAGGAAGACGACACCACACGUUGCAAGCCAGUAUUCAUAGGUCCUUAUUGGGAUAUUUUGCUGCAGACUAAAAAUUGCUGGGACAAUCUUAUGCUCAUGCGGCCGUCCAGUGGCCAGCGAGUGAUUUGGAUAGACGCCAUCUCAAUAAACCAAAAAAACCAUACCGAGCGAGAAGACCAGGUUGCUAAGAUGGGUCGGAUUUAUGAGGACAGCAUGCGGGUGUUUGUAUUUCUAGGGAAUGAUAUCGUGCAUUCAAUCGGAAAUGGCUCAUACCCAACAAGACGAAAGCUGCAUACACUUCCGCGGGAAGCCGUGGACGGUGACGGGUCAGGCUCCGACCAAACUGGUCUCUUUACCCUCAAUUUUCUUCUCAAGCGGAGAUACUUCAAUCGAAUUUGGGUCGUCCAAGAAUUGAUACUUUCUCCACAAGCAAUCAUUAGGAUCGGCUCGUCCGAGUACAGGAUCGACCCCCAAACAAGCCGUGAUAUCGCAAAGCAAGACCCAAGAUGGAACUGGGACAGCACCGCGGCUCCUUGGCUUCAGCAUGCAGGACAACGAUCUCUGAUGUCAGAAGGCACGAGUAGCUUGCUGGAAAUGAUGAGACUGACUUGGAAAUGCCAGUGUACCGAUCCAAGGGACAAAGUAUUUGGCAUCUUGGGCCUUGACGACUCGGCGAUUCCAGUACGACCGGACUACUCAAUUUCCCUGGAGCAUGUCUUCAUCGGCAUAUUUGCUCAUUGUCUGAUUAAUUUAAAAGACACCAGAGUCCUUUCCUGGGCCUCUGGCAUUCAAGGGGGUAACAAUUAUCUGUCCUGGGUCCCAGCAUGGAAGUCGUCCGCCGCGUUCCCGGAACCAACCGAUACCGCCAGUGACGUCUAUAAACGGUGGUCGUUGGAAUGGAAAAGAGAGUUUGUCCGUCAGAUCGACCGAUAUCGUUUCGACAUGGAAUAUUACACGCGCAAAUUACAAGGCAUUAAGCCUGAACCUGGCGUCUUUCCCAAGAAUAGGAAAUGGAAGGAACGUUACCAGAAAUAUUGGCUCCAAGAAGAUUCACAGGCGCGCAAAGACCGAAUGGCCUGGCAUGACAAUGCUUCUGUGUCCGCCGAGAGUGGGAUAUUAUCCAUUCCUUUGGUUCAUCUCCAAUGCAUCCAAUAUCAACCGAAAUUGGUUAGUCAGAUUGACGGGUUUUCAUGUUAUCGAGUCUCCUCACAGGCUCCUGCUCCUGACGAGGAUUCAGAGUCCUCUAUGUUGCAUGACAAACAAUCAUAUCUCUUUUUCACUUCCCGAACUGCGGACCUGGAUGACUUAACUGCUGCUGGAGGGGAACACCUCUUUAUUCUAGACAAGGGAUCCGCACCGCCCCUCUUCUUGAUCCUUGUCGAGAUCGAAAAGGGAAUAUUUUCUCUAGUGGCUUCCUGCGAAGAUGUUUUCUACACUCACAUAUCU
Mytilinidion resinicola is the source of this 1914-nucleotide messenger RNA. RefSeq lists its product as uncharacterized. The record is from RefSeq and is a predicted model, not a curated record. The annotation marks the transcript as partial. Lineage: Eukaryota; Fungi; Ascomycota; Dothideomycetes; Mytilinidiales; Mytilinidiaceae. The transcript has 3 exons.